AUGCGGUUCUCCAAGACAUCCAUCGUUCUCCUCCCCGCCGUAUCUGCUCUGUCUGAGCAUGCGGUGCGGUGUCUGCAUGGGCAGGCUGAAGGGCUCUCCGUCGCCUCGCGCUGCGGAGACGCCACCGUGACCAAAAGCUGCCUCGCCGCCCUGACCGAAGGCUCCAUCCAGUCCGAUAUCGAGCAGUGUCUGCUGAACGCCGGUUGCAGCGCCGAUGACUCGGCUCUUGAUGCCUCCGCCAUCAUCUACCUUUGCGAAGAUGCUACCAACCAGCCCAUUGGCAAGGAACUUCGACGGAGGCAACGUGGUGGAAGCAGCAACAACAACGCCGAAGAGGAGGAGGAAACGCCAACCGAAGAAGAAGAAGAGAAGCCCGCCAACAAUAGCAAGGGCAACGCCAACACCAAGGCUGCUGCCAACACUCAAACCGUCAAUAACAAGGCGACUCCUACCGAGGACGAGGCCACGCCUGCGCAGACCGUCGAGGACAAGGCCGUCGAGACGGUGACUGACCUCGAUAAGCCCUCCCAGGGCACCGAGUGCUACCAAACCAGCACCGUCACGGAGAGCAUUUGCGAUCCCGAAGGCAACUGCGAGGAACGCCCCAUGGAGAAGGUCAAGUGCCUGAGCGGCUACCUCUGCCGAAUGGAUUCCAAGGGCCAGACCACCUGCAUGGAGAAGGUCAACAAGCUCGACACGAGCGGUAUCAUCGUCUCGAUUAUCUUCGCCUCCGCCCUUGUCCUCUCCAUCGGUAUGAUGACCUACUUCUGCUGCCGCGACAGGGCCCAGCAAAAGAAGCUCGCCGCCAAGGCUGAGGCUGCUGCCAUUGCAAAGGCCUCGAGCGCCGGAACUCGCGCCCGCAACGUCAGCGACAGGCAACCCCUCAUGACCAGCCAGCCCGGUAACACCCAGGGUUACGGACCCGAGGGUGGCGCCCCGCCCCAGAACGACCCAUUCCAGGACCAGACCAGGUACUAG
Molecule: messenger RNA, 978 nt
Organism: Parascedosporium putredinis
Lineage: Eukaryota; Fungi; Ascomycota; Sordariomycetes; Microascales; Microascaceae
Source: the annotation of a GenBank genome assembly